Molecule: messenger RNA, 3220 nt
Organism: Carya illinoinensis
Lineage: Eukaryota; Viridiplantae; Streptophyta; Magnoliopsida; Fagales; Juglandaceae
Product: ubiquitin carboxyl-terminal hydrolase 23-like
Exons: 11
Coding region: 159-2924 (921 amino acids)
Biological process (GO): protein deubiquitination
Cellular component (GO): cytosol; nucleus
Molecular function (GO): cysteine-type endopeptidase activity; cysteine-type deubiquitinase activity
Source: RefSeq, a predicted model, not a curated record
CCCCCCCCCCCCCCCCCCCCGCUUUCUCAAACUCACACACCCGGAGCCUCUACUGAAGAAACAGCAGACAGCGUUUCAGGGUCGAAUAGAUUGAUACAUUGAAAAAAACCUGUAAAGUUCGAUAGCUCUGCGAAAAACCAAUUUUAUGCUAGCUUCUAAUGGCCGGCAGCUUUAUAGCUAGUCUGGGAUCCGAAGCCCGAUCAGAAUCUCCGUCUACUUCGAAGAAUGGACCCCCCUCUCUGUUUCACAAAAGAAUUGGUUUCCACCCUGCGAGAAAGCCCUUCAAGAGCUUUGGUAAUGGCGGCGGCGGUUCGGACCAACGUCGAUCGGGGUCUAGCGCGGGCCAAUGGGGAUUGGCUGGGAAGAAAGGAGAUGGGUACGAGUUUUUGGAUAAUGGGUUAGAUCCUGAGCUCAGCUUCGGGAUUACUGUACGGAGAAUUGGUGCCGGUCUGAAAAAUCUCGGAAAUACUUGUUUCCUCAAUUCGGUGUUGCAGUGUCUAACUUAUACAGAGCCUUUAGCUGCAUACCUGCAAAGUAGCAAGCAUCAAAAUUCUUGUCAUAUUGCUGGAUUUUGUGUUUUAUGUGCCAUCCAAAAACAUGUCAGCUGUGCUCUACAAUCAACUGGGAGAAUAUUAGCACCGAAUGAUUUUGUGAGGAACUUGCAAUGCAUAUCGCGGAAUUUCCGAAAAGCUAGACAGGAGGAUGCACAUGAGUACAUGGUAAAUUUACUGGAAUCAAUGCAUAAAUGCUGCUUACCUUCUGGAGUGCCUAGCGAAUCCCCUACUGCUUGUGAGAAUAGUUUGGUGUACAAGAUAUUUGGAGGUCGCCUGAGGAGUCAGGUUAAAUGCUUGCAAUGUUCUUAUUGCUCCAAUACAUUUGAUCCAUUCUUAGAUUUAAGUCUGGAAAUAGUCAAGGCAGAUUCCUUGAAUAAAGCACUUGCAAACUUCACUGCUGCGGAGCAGUUAGAUGGAGGAGAAAGGCAAUAUCAAUGCCAACAUUGCAAGCAGAAAGUUAGGGCUCUCAAACAGCUCACUGUCCACAAGGCACCAUAUGUCCUAACUGUUCAUUUGAAGCGGUUUCAUUCUUAUGAUCCCGGACAGAAGAUUAAAAAGAAAGUUCAUUUUGGUUCUACAUUAGAUUUGAAACCCUUCGUCAGUGGUUCCUAUGAUGGAGAUCUGAAAUAUACUCUCUAUGGGGUUUUGGUGCAUGAUGGUUGGAACACCCAUUAUGGACAUUAUUCUUGCUAUGUUCGCACUUCAAAUGGCAUUUGGUACCAUCUCAAUGACAAUCAGGUUGCCCAAGCCAGCGAGAAGAGAGUUCUAGAACAGCAAGCUUACAUGCUGUUUUAUGUUCGUGAUAGAAGGAAAUCCUCGACUGAUGUUUUUCAGAAAGAGAAUUUGAGAGGAAAUGCUAAUGGAAUAAGAACAUCUUCCACGUUCAACCAAGACUUAAAGGAGAUGGUUAAAACUAGUCCAGUUGAGAAUCGGUUAAGUGGUGCAACCUCUGCUACUGUGGUUACUCGGAACGAUGCGUCAAACAUUUGUCCACCAAGGAUGCCCCUGCUCAAGGAAGCAUCAGUGCAAAAAAGCGAUUGCCUGAUAAUGACAGAAUGCUCAGUGCUGGGAAAGGGUUCUGUUUCAGAACCUCUCUUAAAGGCGCCGUUAUUAAACACUCCACUGGAAGUGCUUCCUGCGACUGACCUAAAUUCUAGAGAAUUCUUGUCAAUAUCAGCUCCAUCUGGUAAUGGUGUUGCUCCUGACAUUGGAAAGACAGCUGGGGGCAUUAUUAAUAAUCAAAAAGUAAGUAGAAGUUCAAGUAAAGAUUCAAGAGCCUCAGUUUCAACAUCACCUAACUUCAGUGAUCCCCAAAGCUCUUCUACUGCUAAACUUGUCACAGAUGAGACCUGUCAGAAGAUCAAUCUUUUUUUGCACGUAGCUCCAUCAGGAAAUCUUAAUGAUAAGAUAAUGAAUGCAAUUGACCCUGUUGGGAAUACACCCAACGAAGGCGCUGUUUGUAAUUUGCGGGUUGAGGAUGCUGGUGAUAGGGUUAAGAAAAUACAACGUAAUGAGUCAGUAAAUUUAUCCAGCUCAUCAAUCAAGGCAAACAGAUUACAGACAGAAGUUCAUAACUGCAAGCAUGACAGAAAAUGGAAAAAGAAGCUCCUGAAGUACCGGGCGGUGAGUGUGCGGCUUAACUCACACUUCCUCUUCCAUGCAUCUUUAAGAUUGUGGAAAAAGAAAAAACACAAGAGAAACAAACGAUGCACUUUAGAUGUGAGGAAUCUUAGUAGGGCAAACUUGUUGGACACAGAUUCUACCUCAACAGAUCUGGGGCCAUCUACAUCUGAGAGUACCAGGACAAUUACCUUCUUAGCUCAACCUCUGAGAAAAGGGACUAAGUCUGGUUCUCAAAGAGGAGCUAAUAAUGCUGCUACAUUGGAUUUAAUGACCUCUAGUGGCGAUUGCUUUAUGGAAAAUGUUAUAGAUGGUGAGUUUAGAUAUAAUAUUGAUCAGUGUGGAACUGUACUGGCGACUGAUAAACAAUUGGGAAAGAGCUCCUUUUUAGAUCAGCGGGAAUCAGGAAGAUUGGAUGGUCCAAAAGAUGGGAAAAGAAAAGUAGUGCAGAAUGGUUUGAUGAGCAUGCUUACCCGAGGUCUGGAAGAGACAGUUGUUGCUCGUUGGGAUGGGAUAGAGUUGCCUCCAUCUCAAAUUGCGGCAUCAAAUGGCAUUAAAAGUAUCAGCAUUGGAUACAUGCCAGAUGAAUGGGAUGAAGAAUAUGACGGGGGAAAGAGAGAGAAGGUUAGGCAGUCUAAGCAUAGUUUUGGUGGACCAAAUCCUUUCCAAGAAACUGCGACCAAGAAAUCCCAAACAAAGAAGGCUAGGUUGGAUCGAUCUAGCUCUGGAAAUGAGCCAUUCAGGAUAUGAAGAAACUAGACUGACAUCAAUUAAGCGUAAGCUUGCCUUUUUGCUUCUUGUAACAAUUGGCAUUUUGUUAAGGUAAAAAUUCAAGAGGGAGAGUGCUAGAGUUGAUCAUAUCUUUUUGCCGGAAUUGUCUGUUAAAGGAAGGGAGUGUUGGGGGGGAUUUUUAUUUGACUUAGUCCGCUUGUAACAUUUCUCAUGUUGGAAGAUUAUUACCUGUAGCAAUAGUUCUUUUUUUUUCCCGUAAGUAUUACCUGAACAAUUUUUAUGAUAUAGAAAUGGUCAAUUUCCUUUUCAUAUUA